Messenger RNA from Racocetra persica, 167 nucleotides. NCBI's taxonomy places the organism in Eukaryota, Fungi, Glomeromycota, Glomeromycetes, Diversisporales, Gigasporaceae. The record is from the annotation of a GenBank genome assembly.
UCAUUCAAGAAAAGGAACUGGCCCAAGAUCAUGAGAGAGAGGAGAUAGAACGGAAUCUUAAUUUUUUGAAGGAAAAACUUGAUCACCCCUCAACUGAUGCUGAUAGACCUCUAUACGAUUCUCUUAAAAAGAAGAUUGAUACUCUUGAUCCCAAAGACCUUACAUAG